AUUGUGUAUGACACAAGGUUCUAUUCACUCUACGUUCAGACACUUUCUGCUUUUUUCCUCGUUAACAACUGCUGCUAACAAUUCAAAAUCAAUACGCAAGGAUGGGCGACAAAAAUAAUCCAACAUUCAAUGUGAUUGAGCACUUUAAUAAGUACUACAUACCGAUUUUCUUGUGUCUUUGUCUGCUGAGCAACAGUCUAUCCGUGUAUGUGCUCUUUUUCACAAAGCUACGUUACAACUCAUCCAGCGUCUACUUGCGUGCACUUGCGAUGAGCGACAUGGCUGUGUUGAUGACGGUACUCAUGAUGUGGUUCGAAUGGAAAAAUGUUAUAAAUUAUGAAGAUUGGUUGCACGUUCUUUUGUUUGGUUUGCGAUUUCUAUUUUGUUUCUUGAGUGUGUGGAUUGUAGUAACCUUUACUGUUAUACGGUAUAUAGCAAUCAAAUGGCCGCUACUUCGUCGCUCCUUGUGCACGGUCAACCGUGCCAAAAUCAUGAUGAUCGGACUGGUGGGAUUAGCAGUUUUAUACUCUAUUCCAUGGUUCAUUAUAGAAAGUGCAACGAAGAAAAAUUUUGAUGCAAAUGUUGAGAAAACAAACUUGACGUACUGGUGGAGGAUUUUAAUCAUCACCAAUGCUAUUAUAAUGUUGAUUUUACCCGUCACAAUGAUAGUAAUGUUUAAUACUCUGAUAAUUUGCAUCAUUCGCAAGCAGAAUUGUAUCCGAAAAAACUUUAUUUUAAGUUCCGUUGCUUGCAAUGGGAAUAUUCGAAGUUCAAAAGAUGAAAUUUCACACAUUAAGGCCACAAAAAUGCUCGUUAUUAUUUCAAGCAUAUUCAUAUGUUUAAAUGUACCUGUACAUAUCUGCUCCUUUAUUCUUCUCGAUAACAUGAGUGGUAAAUAUUUUUCUAUGAUUUUGUUUGAUAUGAUCAGUUCUAUUUUAUAUGUAACAAAUUACGGGAUAAACUUUAUUCUGUAUUAUGCAACUGGAGAAACUUUUCGCAAAGAAGUGAUCCGCAUUUUUACGAAAUGUUCAGAUACUAAAAAGGACGAAUAUAUGGAGAUGGAAGAUUAUGCGAAACAGUACAAUUGAUACUUAAUCAUUCAAUUGUUAUAAGCAGAAAAGCUUGAAAGCAGUAUAAUAUGUGUAUGACUGAUUGAUCUGAAAUCAUAUUUUCAAAUUAUUUUAACAGAUAUUGAGAAAGCUUAAUUAAUCCGUAAUCAUGAUGUAUUAUAUUAUUUAUUAUAUAAUGUAUGAUAUAAUAAAGCAGUAUAUUAUUUUACAACAUUGCGCUUAAAAAAAG
Linepithema humile (Argentine ant) is the source of this 1299-nucleotide messenger RNA. RefSeq names its product FMRFamide receptor-like. Gene Ontology annotation, cellular component: membrane. Gene Ontology annotation, molecular function: G protein-coupled receptor activity. The record is from RefSeq and is a predicted model, not a curated record. Lineage: Eukaryota; Metazoa; Arthropoda; Insecta; Hymenoptera; Formicidae. Gene Ontology annotation, biological process: G protein-coupled receptor signaling pathway.